UAUUUUUUUCAGUCAAAGACAAAACGCCGGUCUUUUAUUUCCCGUUUUUCGCAAAGAAGUGAGUGAAUCGUUAAAAAGUGGAAAAUAUAAGUAAAUGAUGGCAGCAAACAAUUAUUUUGGGUUUACCCACGGUGGGACCCAAUACGGGGCUGCAACAGCUAGUGCCGCUUACGGCGGUCAAACGGGGUACGCCGUGGCGCCGGCCGCGACCGCUGCGACGUACGGGACCCAGCGUGCCGCGGCUACGGGAUACGACACCGCCUACCAGGCGGCAGCCGCCACUCAAGCGGCGCACGCUCACGCGCACGCCGCCGCUGCGGCCGCGUCCGCGUACGACGCUAGCAAGUCGGCGUACUACCAGCAGGCGGCCGCCGCGUACCCCGCCGCACCUCCGCAGCAGCCAACAUACGAUACCGCGCCGAAAGCGCCGUACACCGCUCCGGCUACUUAUGCUCAGCAGGGCGGCGCGCGCGGCGGUGGCAAGACGUACGGUGGCGUGUACACGGCGACCACGGCCGCCGCCUCCUACCCCACGCAGGCCUACAGCGCCCCGGCCGCGCAGCCCGCCAAGCAGACGGCUAACAGGGGCAACUCUGCUUAUGAUACAGCUCUCUACAACGCGGCUACCAUGUAUGUGGCGCAGCAGAGCAAAACCGGUGGCGGCGGCGGCUGGAAGAACUACAACAAGAGUGGUGUAGGCGCGGGCGCGGCGCGCAGACCGAAGCCCCCACCGAAGGCUCAGCAGCUCCACUACUGUGACGUGUGCCGCAUCUCGUGCGCUGGUCCUCAGACCUACAAGGAGCACCUCGAAGGCCAGAAACACAAGAAGAAGGAGGCGGGCGUGAAGCUAGCAGCCGCAGGGGGCGGAGCGCGCGCGGCGGGCGCGUCUGCACUGCGUUGCGAGCUGUGCGACGUCACAUGCACCGGCGCGGACGCGUACGCCGCCCACGUGCGCGGCAUUAAGCAUCAGAAGGUCGUGAAGCUGCAUACUAUGCUGGGCAAGCCGAUACCCUCAGCUGAGCCGACUAAGCUGCAGCCAGCCAAAAAGACGGUGGCGGGCGCACCCAAGAUCAAUUUCGUGGCGUCCGGUGGACUCAGCACGGUGGGGUCUACAGGAGACAAGAAGGAGGAGGAAGACAAGGAGGAGGACGCGGAGACGGAGACCGAGGUGCAGCCCGUCGGCCAGGACUACAUCGAGGAGAUCCGCGCCGAUGACGGCAAAGCGGUCAGCUUCAACUGCAAGCUGUGCGACUGCAAGUUCAACGACCCCAACGCCAAGGAGAUGCACAUGAAGGGACGCAGACACAGGCUGCAGUAUAAGAAGAAGGUCCAACCGGACUUGGAAGUCAAGGUGAAGCCUUCCAUGCAUCAGCGCAAGUUGGCCGAAGCGAAGGCCCAACGCAUGCUCGUCCGCGACGAAUUGUGGGCCCGCCGCCGUAUGCAUGAGGGUCUGGAGGAGGAGGAGCGCAUGUGGUGGGAGGGGGCGGAGUGGUGGCGUCACCACGCGCCGCUGUACGCGCGCCGCCCCGAGACCGCCGACGACCGCCACGUGCUCGCCAAGCACGCCGCCAUCUACCCGCCCGAGACGCAGCUGCAGGACAUACAGCGAGCCGUCAGCGCCGUCGAGCGCGCUCUCAAGUCGCUCUCCGACGCACUCGCUGAUCGCGCCAGGACUAAUGUCGCUAAAACGCCACAGAAAACUGAGGAUAAGAAAGAUGAAAAGGCUGAGGGUAAAGAAGAUGGCCGUGACAACCAACUGUUCUCAUUCGGCGGCGAAGGCGAGGGAGGCGAGAACGCGCGCGCUCUCAAGGGCGUGAUGCGCGUCGGCCUGCUCGCCAAAGGUCUGCUGCUGAAGGGGGACCGCGACGUGCGUCUAGUGGUCCUCUGCCACGACAGACCGACCGUCACGCUGCUCAAGCGUGUCGCUGCCGACCUGCCCGCACACCUCGCUAAGAUUAAGAACCCUCCGGGGUCCGGCGAAGAGCCCAAGUACAAGGUGGAGCUGCAACCCGCCGAGGGUGCUGUCCAGGUGUCGGACGGCACCGUCAACGUCACCGUCAGUCUGACGUCCGCCGUCAUGCGCGAGCCCGCAGAGGGUGGCGACAUAAAGCGAGACGACAAGGAUGUGCUACCGCGGCAGAAGUGUUUGGACGCGUUGGCCGCCCUUCGGCACGCCAAGUGGUUCCAGGCUAGGGCGGCGAGCCUGCAGUCGUGCGUGAUCAUCAUCCGCAUCAUGCGGGACCUCUGCCGCCGCAUACCCAACUGGACGCCGCUCAACCCAUACGCGAUGGAGCUGCUGGUGUCAGGCGUGAUGCAGUCGGCGGGCGGCGCGCUGUCGCCGGGCGAGGCGCUGCGCCGCGUCAUGGAGGCAGUCGCCGGCGGCCUGCUGCUCGACCACGGCCCCGGCCUGCGAGACCCUUGCGAGAAGGACCUGGUGGACGCCCUCGGAAAUCUACCACCACAGAAACGUGAGGACCUCACCGCGUCCGCACAACAGUUCCUAAGACAGAUUGCGUUCAGACAGAUUUACAAGGUGCUGGACAUGGAGCCCCUGCCGAAGGUGAAGCACCCGGCCGGUGGAAGCGGCGCGUGGAAGUUCCCGCGCAAGCGCAGGCGCUCCACCGCCGACCCCGAGGGCGACGCGCCCAACGGUGAGGGCAAAAUGGUAAAGACGGAGGAGAAAACCGACGCGACCGAGGCGAGCACUCCCGCCAAGAAGUAGAGGCGCCGUCGUGCGUGUUAAGGACGUUUACAUUCACUCACCACAUCUCACACACGGUGUUUACACCUUUCAGAACUCGGGUACACGCCGGAUGAUACACUUUAUACGGAACAAUUUUCUCUCCUUCUAGACCUAGGUAACUCUGUAUAAAAUGCUUCAUCCCCAGAUUUACCGAGUCAGUACUUGGGAGUACAUAGUCUUUAUAUUUUACUUGCGUAAACUUAUUUUUUAAUAUCGCCACAUCCGAAUUGCCGGUCUCCGAUGAGACUAACACCCGU
Molecule: messenger RNA, 3000 nt
Organism: Aricia agestis (brown argus)
Lineage: Eukaryota; Metazoa; Arthropoda; Insecta; Lepidoptera; Lycaenidae
Gene: Zn72D
Product: zinc finger RNA-binding protein
Exons: 19
Coding region: 95-2722 (875 amino acids)
Cellular component (GO): precatalytic spliceosome
Molecular function (GO): single-stranded RNA binding; zinc ion binding; double-stranded RNA binding
Source: RefSeq, a predicted model, not a curated record